Molecule: messenger RNA, 4347 nt
Organism: Peronospora farinosa
Lineage: Eukaryota; Oomycota; Peronosporomycetes; Peronosporales; Peronosporaceae
Source: the annotation of a GenBank genome assembly
AUGAAGGAAAAACACGAAUGUAUUGAAGAAAACAAGCUCAUGUCGUUCGUAGAUGUCGUGCAAGCGGCAGCUGCUUUUGACCGUGACGGCCGCAUCCACAUGAACUUUGAAGACGAUGAUGACAGUUACGAUAUCUCGGGGUUGCAAGAAAAGGCCAAGAAAUGUAAAGACGUGUCCAUGCGUGCCACACGCCAAAGCAGCCGAGCUGAUUAUGAUGCACCUGUUAUGACUAUUUGCCUUAUGAUUGUUGGUACUCAUGGAGACGUGCAGCCAUUUGUUGCCAUUGCCAAGAGACUUAUUCUUGACGGACACCGUGUGCGUAUAGCUACUCACGCAGUCUAUCGUGACUUUGUUAUGCAUCACGAUAUCGAGUUUUAUCCACUAGCAGGAGACCCCAAGGAGCUUUCGGCCUACAUGGUCAAGACAAGUGGCCAUCUCAUUCCUCUAAACAUCGAAGCGAUCCAGAAGGACGUACCUCGUAACAUGCAGAUGGUUGAGGAGAUUUUAUACUCAACGUGGCCAGCAGUGACCGAAGCAGACCCAGAUGGCGGAGGCCCUGGCAUUCCUGGCAAACCUUUUCGUGCACAAGCCAUCAUCUCGAACCCUGUCACAUACGGCCACAUCCACGUUGCCGAACGACUGGGUGUACCGCUUCACAUCAUGUUUCCUCAGCCAUGGGUGCCCACGACAGCGUUUCCACAUCCGCUGUCGAAUAUGCCGUACACCGGAAAGCCUAAAAAGAUCAACUAUCUGUCGUACAAGAUGGUCGACCUACUCAUGUGGCAGGCAACCGAAGGUAUGAUCAACGCAUUCCGUAGGGAUAAGCUAGAUCUGCGCAAAAUUCGCAAGGGAGACGGCGGUCGCGAUAUUUUACUAGACCUCGCCAUCCCUCAUGCUUUUAUGUGGAGUCCACAUAUCGUGCCAAAACCAAGCGACUGGGGCGACAUCUAUGAUGUCAUCGGAACAGUCUUGUUGGAAGGACCAAGUUCCGCGUACAAACCUACAUCAGAACUUGAAUCGUUCCUCGGUAAGGAUGCGGGACCAAUUUUUGUGGGUUUUGGAUCAAUGGUCAUCCAAAACCCAGUGGACGUUACAACGAUGAUCAUCGAAGCUGCAGCUCGAGCAAAAGUUCGGGUGCUGAUUCAAUCAAGUUGGAGCGAUAUGGCAGGAAAUCUCACGAUCCCAGACAACAUUUUUUUUCUUGGCAGUUGUCCACACGACUGGCUUAUGCCGCGUGUGUCAGCGGUGGUGCACCACGGCGGGGCAGGUACUACGGCGGCGGGCUUGCUCGCUGGCAAACCCACUUUUAUCGUACCUUUUUUCGGAGACCAGCCGUUUUGGGGUCGUGCCGUCUUUGACGCUGGUGUUGGUGUGAAUCCUUGUCUAAUGUCCCAACUGACAACAGAGAAAUUACAGGCUGCAUUUGAGGCACUAGAGAGCCCACAACUUCGUGCGCGCGCAAGUGCAAUGCGGGACCUCAUGCAACAAGAGGACGGCGCAGGUGAAGCUGUGCGAUGCUUCUACCGCAACUUGCCUUUGCACCACAUGCGGUGUGAUUUGGACUGUGGGCGAGCUGCAACGAUGUGGAGCCAGAAGAAUAAAAUUCGCUUGUGUGACGAGUGCGAAUUUGUAGUGACUUCCCGUCCUGAAAAUUCUCCGACGGAUAUUGUGGAGUACAAUUACGUCGAUUACUCGCCGCGCGGCCCAGAGAAUGUUAUUGAGGGUGCUUUUUCUGGUGUGGGUGCGCUUGCUCACGUGUUUGGAUCAGGCUUUAAGGAUAUCAUUGUCAAGCCAGCGCAAGGUUAUCGCGAAGAGGGAGCAAAGGGCGCUGUGAUUGGGCUCGUAAAAGGGUUGGGUGGGAUCGUAAUCAGCCCGUUUGUAGGCACGUUAGUGUUUGCCGACCACCUUGCAACCGGGGCUUAUAACAACGUUCGAGCAGAUGACGACAAUAGGGGUUCACUGAUUUCAGACAACAAAAAGUUGAUGAGUGCGUUGGGCUUCAAAACCCGCAACAAUAUUCACAACGGUUCAAUGAGUGCAGAUGAAGUGGUCGAUACAAAUGAUCAGUUAUCGACACAGAUCUCUAUUCAACUUACACCGGACGAGAAAAUUAAGCUAGAAGAAAGGUUCCACGCGCUUGUGAGGGAGCGCACAUUACGCAAGGAGGAUUCGUUCAAGUUGGCGAAGAAUAGCUCAUCGAUCUUAGUUUCAUCAAAGAGCACGCGUGAUGAUGCAGCUGUUGCUUCGAAUGUGGAUGGAUCGCCUUUUAACGGUAGUGACUCGCUCAAAACUACAUUUGGUAAUGAUGGGAAGGUUGGCGAGGCACUUCAUCAGGUUGAAGUACGAGAACUAGCAGCUGAGGCGUACAGAGAUGAAGAAACGCAAACGAAUCACAUGGAGAGUCUGAACAGCAAGCCGUUGCCAAAGAUGCAUAUUUGCAUGAUGACAACAGGUAGCUGGGAAGAAAGUGUCCAACAGUAUGUUGCGAUUGGAUUGCGGCUCAAAGCGGAUGGUCACUGUGUGCGUAUCGCGACGAACAGCGGCCACCGGGAUCGUAUUGUCAGUGCUGGUCUCGGUUUCUAUCCACUUGGAGGAAGCUCUAUCACGACCGGCAACUUUCUGCAAUACUUGUACCAGCGGACUCAGGACGAACCACGUCAUAAAUCCCGACUGCUCAAUUUAGCUCACGCGAAGUUGAAUCACUGGUGGGAGUCGUUCCCAGAAUUGGAUGAUCUACGUGAGCUCAUAUUCUCGCUGUGGCCGGCGUGUGUGGCAGUGGACCCAUUAGUGCCUGGUAAGGCUUUCCGCGCUGAUGCCAUCAUUGCACACCCGUAUCUGUUUGGACAGACCAUCGUUGCCGCACGUCUCGGCGUGCCUCUACACUGCAUGAGCUAUAACCCACAAACUCGCACUCAGGCCUUCCCUCAUCUGAUCAGUGCAAAUAUGAAGCUUCACAGACCAUACAGAUACGCACCGACUAACGCAGCAUCUUACGAUGUAUUUGACAAUGUGUUGUGGAAUGGUAUGCGAGAUGUCUUUGAUGAGUUCCGACAUUUCCUGGGGCUCACUGGUAAGAGCAUAGCAAACAAUUUGCUUGCUGAAUGGCAUAUUCCUCACACAUACCUUUGGAAUUCUGUACUUCUGCCAAAACCUCAUGAUUGGGGAAGUGAGAUUACAAUCGCGGGGUACGUCGAACUUGAGGAGAGUCAUUUUGAGGACACUAAUCUCGCUGCCAUUGAACAAGAGCUACAGUUAUUUGCUGCGGACGCUGCUGAUACACCUCUUAUCUACUUUGGCUUCCAGUGUGGCGAUUGGGAUCCCCGUCGCGUACAGGAUUUAGUUAGCACCCUCGAGAAGGCAGCUCGAAAAGCAAACGUCCGGAUUGUAUUUCAAGGCUACGAAAACCACAACGGCGAUGCUGCUACUGCUGCAUUUUUCGUGGGUGGGACAGACGUUGUGUUCGAGAUUGACCAGCAUUUUCCGGUGAAACGCAUUCUUCCCCAUGUGUAUGCUACCAUGCACUGGGGGGAUCUUUCGAUUACGUCGACAUGUUUGUCUGCAGGAAAACCUGCGUGCGUGGUUCCGCGUAACAUUACCCAGAGAAUGUGGGGGCAGGCGUUAGUCCUAGCAGGAGCGGGUGUUGAACCGUUGGAAAUGGAUGCACUGACGCCGUCCAAUCUUGUGCAUGUGUUUCGUGUGCUGUUGGACCCGAAGCUUGCCGACUGCGCCAUGCGUCUUGCUCCGAACUUUUCACCAUCAAGCGCAGUUGAGACUGCUGUGUCAACCUUUUACAGCAAUUUACCGCUAGAGGGCAUGAUCUGCGACCUGGAUCCGGCGCGUAUUGCUCGUGUCUACGACUCGACGCACGAAAUGAAGUUGUCGUACGAGGCACGCCUAGUUGUGCACCAAAUCACGAAGGACAGAGGUAGCGCGGGAGACUUAAAGUACAAACCUCUUAAGUACUCGCAAGACCAGCCGCCACGAUUCUCUUUGCGAGAAUUGGAGUUGCUUCAUUCUGCUUCAUCCGGCAGCCUCAAGAAACAACCUAGAACCAAGAUUUUAUACACAUACGAUCCUACCAAUCAAGAAUUGGCAGCGAGGGUGGACCACGAGCGUGCAUCAUUGACCUCGUCUCCAUCGUCGGCCGAGUCGAUCGUAACCAAAACGUUUGGCGGUACCCCACGUAAGAGGUGCUCUGAAUUGUCCCGUGUCCAAUCUAUGGCAUUGAGCGUGGUGGAAACGCCAAAAUUUUGGGAUUCACCAGAAGAGCAAGCGCAGAAAACUCUCGAGAUUAACGACAAGUAUGAAAAACUGCUUCUAGCGCGCAACAUCGACAAUCGUUCGUAG